Molecule: messenger RNA, 1459 nt
Organism: Schistosoma spindalis
Lineage: Eukaryota; Metazoa; Platyhelminthes; Trematoda; Strigeidida; Schistosomatidae
Source: the annotation of a GenBank genome assembly
GUUGUAUUCGAACAAGUACAUUCAUAAGUGUUCUUUAAAUAUGUUUAUAUCUGUAUUGUGUAUUACUUCAUUAAUAACUCUUCUUGAAGCUCAUAUUUUAACAAAGAAUGAAAAAUUUGAACCAUUAUCAAAUGAAAUUAUCUCAUAUAUUAAUCAACAUCCAAAUGCUCAAUGGAAAGCUGAGAAAAGCAAACGUUUCCAUUCACUGAAUGAUGCACGUAUUUUAAUGGGUGCAAGAAAAGAAGAACCAGAAUUAAGAAAAAGAAGACGUCCUACAGUUGACCAUAAUGAUUGGAAUGUAGAAAUUCCAUCAAGUUUUGAUUCUAGGAAGAAAUGGCCUCGUUGUAAAAGUAUCUCAGCCAUUCGGGAUCAAUCAAGAUGUGGAUCAUGUUGGGCUUUCGGUGCUGUUGAAGCAAUGAGUGAUCGAACCUGUAUACAGUCACGUGGCAAACAAUCUGUGGAAUUAAGUGCAGUGGAUCUAGUGAGUUGUUGUGAAGCUUGUGGAUUUGGUUGUAAUGGUGGAUUCCUUGGUCCUGCUUGGGAUUAUUGGGUAGAGGAAGGUAUUGUUACUGGAAGUUCAAAAGAGAAUCAUACAGGCUGUCAACCAUAUCCAUUCCCAAAAUGUGAACAUCAUGCUAAAGGAAAGUAUCCAGCAUGUGGUACAAAACUCUACAAAACUCCUCGUUGUAAACAGACUUGUCAAAAAAGUUACAAAACUUCAUAUGCUCAAGAUAAACAUCGAGGUCAUUCAUCUUACAAUGUUGCUGAUAAUGAAAUGUCUAUUCAAAAAGAAAUUAUGAAAUAUGGACCAGUAGAAGCAAGUUUUACUGUUUAUGAAGAUUUUCUAAAUUAUAAAUCUGGAAUCUAUAAACAUAUUACUGGUGAUAUAGUUGGUGGACAUGCUAUACGUAUAAUUGGAUGGGGUAUAGAAAAACGAACUCCAUAUUGGUUGAUUGCUAAUUCAUGGAAUGAAGAUUGGGGUGAAAAUGGAUAUUUUAGAAUAUUACGUGGUCAUGAUGAAUGUAGUAUUGAAUCUGAAGUAACAGCUGGUCGAAUUAAUUAAUUAAUUAAUUCUAUUCAUCAUUAAUUAUUAUGACAAAAUGAUACUUAGAGUUAAUUAUGGUCAUUAUAGAUGUAUACUGAGAAACGUUCUAUAUUCAUAUUAUCUUUUCAUUCAUUUUAUAUUAUAAAUAAACUAUUGUGAAUUCUUACUAAACUCUUUACUGAAUAGAUGUAUGUGUUAUGUGUAUUAUCGUUAUAAGAUGUAUAUCCAAAUGAACAAAGUGACAAACAGUUGAAUCACUUUAGACAAACUACUUCACGGUUAUCUAUAUGCCUUCAUUGAACGAAUCCCUGUUCAUUCCAAUUACAUGUUUAUUCAAUUGAAUUCAUACAUUUAAUUCUUCAUCAAAUGUAGAAAACAUCAACUUUAAGAAUUGAAUCUUUUUUCAACCUCUAA